This is a messenger RNA of Cynoglossus semilaevis (tongue sole), 1956 nucleotides long. RefSeq names its product ubiquitin-conjugating enzyme E2S (gene ube2s). The record is from RefSeq and is a predicted model, not a curated record. Lineage: Eukaryota; Metazoa; Chordata; Actinopteri; Pleuronectiformes; Cynoglossidae. Bases 194 to 904 code for a protein of 236 amino acids. The transcript has 4 exons.
UGGCCAACGCUGUCAGGUUAAACUGAGUAUCGUAUUUUUGUUCCUGUGUCAACGGAAUGAAGAAAAAGACGAGCAGUCAGUGACGCCGGACUAGGUUGACAUUAAAAGACACAUAUUACAGACAGUAACCGGAAAAGCGUCUCCUGUCCACGUCUACAACUAGUUCACCAACUCAGCAGAAGUAUUUUCAAAGAUGAACUCCAAUGUAGAGAAUUUGCCUCCUCAUGUUCUUCGCUUGGUCUACAAAGAAGUUUCAGCUUUGGCGGCAGACCCGCCUGAGGGUAUUAAAGUUUAUCCAAGUGAAGAAGACAUAACUGAACUGCACACGGCGAUCGAAGGCCCAGAGGGGACUCCAUUUGCUGGUGGCAUUUUCCGAAUGCGUCUGGUCCUUGGGAAGGACUUCCCCGCAGUUCCACCCAAGGGGUAUUUUCUGACCAAGAUUUUUCACCCGAACGUUGGUCACAAAGGAGAGAUCUGUGUCAACGUGUUGAAGAAGGAUUGGAAAGCAGAGCUGGGCCUCAGACACGUCCUACUAACGAUCAAGUGUCUCCUCAUCCAUCCAAACCCAGAGUCGGCUCUGAACGAAGAGGCCGGCCGUCUGCUGUUGGAAGACUACGCUGAGUACGAGUCUCGCGCUCGUCUGCUCACAGAGAUCCACGCCAUGGCUGGUCCUGGUGGAACCUCUGUGGCUCCGCAGGACACUAAUGACGGCCCCCAGCCAAAGAAGCAUGCGGGCGACCCUACGAAGAGAGCGGGGCCCAGCGCAGCAGCCGUGCCGGUGGCUUUGGGCAACGGGGCGAGCGGAGCCAGCACCACGAGCAGCAGCAACAGCAGCAACAGCAGCAGCAACAGCACAGCAGGAAAGAAAAAAGUGCGUAAAAAGCGUGCACUGAGGCGACUUUAAUACCUCCAAUAAAGUGUGUGUGUGUGUGUGUGUGUGCGCGCGCGUGUCCACAUUAGUGUAAGAGUGUGUAAAUAUAAAUAUUGACGUGUUUUGAUUAACCCUUUCCUGAUUCUUGGUGCCUCCAAGCCCAGACUCCAACCACUCUGUCAUGUCGUCGUUAACACGUCCUAUUUUUUAAACAUGAUGUGGAAAAACAAAUCAUUUUCUAAUUGAGAAUGCCAACGUUUUUGCGUGGAAAGUGGUACCAUAGUUUUCCUCUGGACUCAGUGGCCUCUUUUUAUCUGUCCAUUUGUGGAACAACAAACUUUUAUGAAGCUGAGCUUAGACAAAAAACCAACAAAAAGAAGCUCUUUUGAAUGCGUUGUUUGGUAAAUGCUGCUGCCACAGUACUGUGUACUGACCGGCCGCUCACUGUUCAGCCUCAACCUCCAUUCUACUUCAGUUCAAGACUUUUUUUUUGUUUGUUUUCCAAAAUAAUGGUCACAGAAAUUGUGAAAGGAAUUAUUAAAAACUAUUUUUAGACUGAUUUUCUUUUCCCAAACCGAAUCUUGAGCAGUAAAGGUUUGGAACAAGUCUUUUUGAUGCCAGCUGGUCUUUGGUUCUUUUGUCAAAAUUUCCCCUUAGGAUUUUUUAAAUGUCUCUAAAAUGGUUUGACUGUCCAACAUUUUCAGUAGUUGUUUGUAGUUGAUGUCCAGCUGGUCGGUCGGUCGGUCGGUCAGUGGACACCUACGUUAUUGGGAACCGACGCCUCUAAGCUCUGUGUUCAACACUGAUGUGGUUGAAGCCUCCUCCUUUACCCAGAAGGCAGUGGGAGCUCGCUGACCUGCCGUGUGGGAACAGCAGAACAUUGACAUCUACAACCCAGGCAGGUGUUCUGGAUUUUCUAAGUACACGUGGGCUUUUACAUUUCCCAAGGAAACACACUGAAGUACUGUGGUUUUAUAGAGACGUGGACGAGAAGGUGCUGCUCACAAUGUUACUGUGCACAACCGGAGCUGGACAACCUUCUGUCCAUUUUAAAUUAUUUAAAUAAAUAAAAGGUUGAAACAUGA